Molecule: messenger RNA, 6534 nt
Organism: Mustela erminea (ermine)
Lineage: Eukaryota; Metazoa; Chordata; Mammalia; Carnivora; Mustelidae
Gene: PCDH10
Product: protocadherin 10
Exons: 5
Coding region: 899-4021 (1040 amino acids)
Biological process (GO): homophilic cell-cell adhesion
Cellular component (GO): plasma membrane
Molecular function (GO): calcium ion binding
Source: RefSeq, a predicted model, not a curated record
CGGAGCGUUCGGAGCUCAGAAACUGCCAGCCGAGAUCACAGGCUGUAGGGCUGAAGCAGGAGGAGGGAAAGACUGGAAGGAAGAGAGACAGGUUAGAGGGAAAGAGGCUUGGGAAGAAAACAGCAGGAAAGAAACUGGUCAUCACACUUAUAGAGAGGCAGAUGGUGGUGGAGAUGAGGACAGAGAGACACAGAACUAUGAAAGCCAAAAAAUACAGAUAGAGCGAAAAGAGGAGAAAAUGCCAAGAAGAACAUCCAUCCGGAGAAAUGAAGAGAAUGAAAGUUUUAUGCUGCAGAGCCGUUCUAUGUUUUUCCGGCACAAAAUUCUCUUGCUGUUUUUAAGCCCUUUUGCAUUUGCCAGCCGUUGACAUUGAGGCAUGUUCAGCGGUGCCAGCAGCAUCUCCUCUUCCUUCUCCUCUUCCUCUUCAUCUUCCUCCUCCUCCUCCUCUUCUUCCACCUCCUCCUCCUUCUCCUCCUCCUCCUUUUCCUCCUCCUCCUUCUCCUCCCAUCAGCAAGAAGACAAACCGAGGACAGUCUUGAAAUAUCGAAAUUUCCUCCUUGGGAUUUGCCAGCGCCGCGUUGCGCCAAGACUGUCGGAAUAAAGGACGCUGACUAUUGUAUUAUUAUUUUAUUAAUUGGUCAGUGGGAAGAUUACAGAUGAGGAAAGGGGAUGCCUGUCACCCUUCCUGCGCUAAGAUUGAAAAAUGAGGCUGAUUUGGGGGAAGCCCUAAAAUGAAGCAAAAGGAAUAAGAUUUUUAAGGACAGAAAGCCACAGGAGCCCCCCACAUAGCGCACUUUUAUUUGUAUUUUUUUUCAGAUUUUUUUUUUUUUUCGUGGUGGUGGGGGAGGUGAUUGGGUGGCUGGCUGGCUGCGGGAAGCUGCUUCCUUUCCCUUUGGAGAUGAUUGUGCUAUUAUUCUUUGCCUUGCUCUGGAUGGUGGAAGGAGUCUUUUCCCAGCUUCACUACACAGUGCAGGAGGAGCAGGAACAUGGCACUUUCGUGGGGAAUAUCGCUGAAGAUCUGGGCUUGGACAUUACAAAACUUUCAGCUCGCAGGUUUCAAACGGUGCCCAACUCGCGGACCCCUUAUUUGGACCUCAAUCUGGAGACCGGGGUGCUGUACGUGAACGAGAAGAUCGACCGCGAGCAAAUCUGCAAGCAGAGCCCCUCCUGCGUCCUGCACCUGGAGGUCUUCCUGGAGAACCCCCUGGAGCUGUUCCGGGUGGAGAUCGAAGUGCUGGACAUCAAUGACAACCCCCCCUCCUUCCCGGAGCCGGACCUGACGGUGGAGAUCUCUGAGAGCGCCACGCCGGGCACCCGCUUCCCCCUGGAGAGCGCAUUCGACCCAGACGUGGGCACCAACUCCUUGCGCGACUAUGAGAUAACCCCCAACAGCUACUUCUCUCUGGAUGUGCAGACCCAGGGGGAUGGCAACCGAUUCGCGGAGCUGGUGCUGGAGAAGCCGCUGGACCGAGAACAACAAGCGGUGCACCGCUACGUGCUGACCGCGGUGGACGGGGGAGGAGGGGGAGGAGGAGGAGAAGGAGGGGGAGGCGCCGGGGGAGGGGGCCUACCCCCCCAACAGCAGCGCACCGGCACUGCCCUACUCACCAUCCGAGUGCUGGACUCCAACGACAAUGUCCCCGCCUUCGACCAACCCGUCUACACUGUGUCCCUACCAGAGAACUCGCCACCCGGCACGCUCGUAAUCCAGCUCAACGCCACAGACCCAGAUGAGGGACAGAAUGGCGAAGUCGUGUAUUCCUUCAGCAGUCACAUUUCGCCCCGGGCGCGGGAGCUCUUUGGACUCUCCCCGCGCACCGGCCGGCUGGAGGUGAGCGGCGAGCUAGACUAUGAAGAGAGCCCAGUGUACCAAGUAUACGUACAAGCCAAGGACUUGGGCCCCAACGCCGUGCCCGCGCACUGCAAGGUGCUAGUGCGAGUACUGGAUGCUAACGACAACGCGCCGGAGAUCAGCUUCAGCACCGUGAAGGAGGCGGUGAGCGAAGGCGCCGCGCCGGGUACAGUGGUGGCCCUGUUCAGCGUGACCGACCGCGACUCAGAGGAAAAUGGGCAGGUGCAGUGCGAGCUGUUGGGGGAUGUGCCGUUCCGCCUCAAGUCUUCCUUCAAGAACUACUAUACCAUCGUGACUGAGGCCCCUCUGGACCGAGAGGCUGGAGACUCCUACACCCUAACAGUGGUGGCUCGGGAUCGGGGCGAGCCGGCGCUCUCGACCAGUAAGUCGAUCCAGGUACAAGUGUCAGAUGUGAACGACAACGCACCGCGGUUUAGCCAGCCGGUCUACGACGUGUAUGUGACCGAGAACAACGUGCCGGGCGCGUACAUCUACGCGGUGAGCGCCACAGACCGCGAUGAGGGCGCCAACGCCCAGCUAGCCUACUCAAUCCUCGAGUGCCAGAUCCAGGGCAUGAGCGUCUUCACUUACGUGUCCAUCAACUCUGAGAACGGCUACUUGUACGCCCUGCGCUCCUUCGACUACGAGCAGCUCAAGGACUUCAGCUUCCAAGUGGAAGCUCGGGACGCCGGAAGCCCCCAGGCUCUGGCUGGUAACGCCACUGUCAACAUCCUCAUCGUGGAUCAGAACGACAAUGCCCCUGCCAUAGUGGCGCCCCUCCCUGGACGCAACGGGACUCCAGCGCGGGAGGUGCUGCCCCGGUCGGCGGAGCCGGGUUACCUGCUGACCCGCGUGGCCGCAGUGGACGCGGACGACGGCGAGAACGCCCGGCUCACCUACAGCAUUGUGCGGGGCAACGAAAUGAACCUCUUCCGCAUGGACUGGCGCACUGGGGAACUCCGCACCGCGCGUCGGGUGCCGGCCAAGCGCGACCCCCAGCGGCCUUACGAGCUGGUGAUCGAGGUGCGCGACCACGGGCAGCCGCCCCUGUCCUCCACUGCCACACUGGUGGUGCAGCUGGUGGAUGGAGCUGUGGAGCCCCAGGGUGGGGGCGGGGGCGGUAGCGGGGGGUCAGGGGAGCAUCAGCGCCCCAGCCGCUCUGGCGGCGGGGAGACCUCGCUGGACCUCACCCUCAUUCUCAUAAUUGCGCUGGGCUCGGUAUCCUUCAUAUUCCUGCUAGCCAUGAUCGUGCUUGCCGUGCGUUGCCAAAAAGAGAAGAAGCUCAACAUCUACACGUGUCUAGCCAGCGACUGCUGCCUUUGCUGCUGCUGCUGUGGCAGCGGGGGCUCGACCUGCUGUGGCCGCCAAGCCCGGGCGCGCAAGAAGAAACUCAGCAAGUCGGACAUCAUGCUGGUGCAAAGCUCCAAUGUACCCAGUAACCCGGCUCAAGUGCCGGUGGAGGAGUCCGGGAGCUUCGGCUCCCACCACCACAACCAGAAUUACUGCUACCAGGUCUGCCUGACCCCUGAGUCCGCCAAGACCGACCUGAUGUUCCUUAAGCCCUGCAGCCCUUCACGGAGUACGGACACUGAGCACAACCCCUGUGGGGCCAUCGUCACCGGCUACACAGACCAGCAGCCCGACAUCAUCUCCAACGGAAGCAUUUUGUCCAACGAGACUAAACACCAGCGAGCAGAGCUCAGCUAUCUAGUUGACAGACCUCGCCGAGUUAACAGUUCUGCAUUCCAGGAAGCUGACAUAGUAAGCUCUAAGGACAGUGGUCAUGGAGACAGUGAACAGGGAGAUAGUGAUCAUGAUGCCACCAACCGCGGCCAGUCAGCUGGUAUGGAUCUCUUCUCGAACUGCACUGAGGAAUGCAAAGCGCUGGGCCACUCAGAUCGGUGCUGGAUGCCUUCUUUUGUCCCCGCUGAUGGACGCCAGGCUGCUGAUUAUCGCAGCAAUCUGCAUGUUCCUGGUAUGGACUCUGUUCCAGACACUGAGGUGUUUGAAACUCCAGAAGCCCAGCCUGGGACGGAGAGGUCUUUCUCCACCUUUGGCAAAGAGAAGGCCCUUCACAGCACUCUGGAGAGGAAGGAACUGGAUGGACUGCUGUCUAAUACACGAGCGCCUUACAAACCACCAUAUUUGACACGGAAAAGGAUAUGCUAGUCAAUUCUACAGGAUUUACCUGAAGCAGCAUGAUUUGCACAAAGUCGACCAACAAAAGCAUCAACUUUUCAACUUCAUUAUCUUGGCCAUCCAGUUAGUUGUGUGUAACUGAGUAUUAGAUUGCCGGCGGAGUCAUCGUGGCCAAUUAUAGGACCUAAUUGCUCUCAGCAGGCCUGAGAAAUGAGUUGAAAUGUGCAGAACUGUAGAAACUUUAGAGGCAACUGAUUUUGCCUCUCCGAUCAGUGUGUGCCUGUUUACAGCACUAUAUAUCUCUCUCCAAAUGUCACUGAGCCCUUUAGAUGUUUAUAUUCACCACGAGAAGCCAGUCAUAGAGAUAAAGGAAAUUUGUGCAUUAUAAAUGCAAUAUCACUGUUUUAAACUUGACUGUUUUAUAUUAUUUUUGUGUGAUCAAGUGUUCCCCAAACUAUUCCAACUUUACAAGAGAGAUUGUGAUUAUGUUCUUUUCACCUGUGGGUUAUAAAAAAUGUUGUAUUCUGAAGACCCACAAAAUAUCAAAGACAUUCUGUAGUUUAUACACCGUGUUGCAAAGUGUUUACUGUACUAUUUCAAAGCUUCUAAAUAAAUAUAAAAUAUAUAUAUUAUAUUAUAUAAUUUUCCUAAAAUGUGGUACAACUCAGUUGGUUUUUAAAUGGAUUCAUACAGUCCACAUCAUACAGUAAAGUAAAAGGUAAUUCAGGGUCCCAAAGAUAAACUUACUAAGAAAAAAAAAAUCAUUAAUAAUUUCAUCCCAAUUUUCAUAUCUUACUCAACCCUGUUUUUCCUUGUUUAAAAGAAAAUGAAGCUCUAAGCUACAAAAUUUUGUCAAGAACUCAUACUGAAUUUUCAAUGCCAAAGAUAUAGCUGUCGAUGUUAUCAAAAGAGCACUGAACAUGUAAUAAUAUCAAAAUCUCUAACAGUCUACAUUCUUUCGAUUCUAUUUCUAUGGCUUUGAAUUUAGAAUCAUUUAAAGUUUUUAUAAGGAAUCUAUAAAUUCUCCUGUAUUUGUUGUUAGAAAAAAACAAAAGCAAACAUUGGGUGUCUGUACAUUUUGUGAUGUAAUAUCUGACAUUGAGAUGACUAUUUUAAGAAGUCCUCAACCAUAGAACUCACACGGAAUUUUAUUUUACAUAGUUUUACAUAGUUUUGUGUCUCCUAAUAACACAUGAAUAUAAAAUCUAUUUAUAACUCUAUAUGAAUAUAUAGAGAUAUAUCAAUAUCUGAACUGAUAAAGAGUAAGUGUAAGAUUUAAGGGAUCUCUAAAUUUAAAAUAAAUAAAUUUGGAGAUAGAAACAUGAUAUGUUAUUGUUUCAGUAUUAUCUUAGAUGUGAAAGUUUUAUAGCUUAAAUAUAGUCAGUGUUUUAUUAAUGAAACAAAUUCUCCCGGAGUCAACCUUGAAAGGUUAACCUUGCCUUUUAUUUUGGGGUCAAUGAAGUUAAUUAUUAAAUCUGUUAAGAUGUACUUCUCUUUCUUUUACAUAUUUUUCUUUUUCUUUUUCCCUGCUGUUGUUUAUUGCUUAACUAAGAGAGAAAUUAAGAGAGAAAAAUCCGAGAAUUUGAGAUAAUCUUCUUAGCAAAAACCAGAAUUCUCAUAGCUCCCCUCUAAAAAAACCUUCAACAUAUGUGAAUGUUUGUCCAAUACAAAUUACAGAUCAAUUUGGUAAUAUUUACCUUGUCAACUGAUCUUGUGAAUUCAGUGAUAGUUUGAGCUGUGCUAUAUUAUUAAGGAACAGACUAAAACUUAACACAUAACAAAUGUUUCCCACCCAGUUUUAUGGUCAUUUAAAUGGGAAUAUAUUCCUUCAAUUUAACAUUAAAAUGCAUAUACAUAUUUAUAUGUCCUUGAUAUGUAUAUAUUUGAGUGGAUUUUGGCAUCACUCAUUUGACUGUUAUCGAAUUAUAGAUAUUAAUACAUCAUAAUCCCAAUCAUUUUAUAUAUUGAAAUAAUAUGUGUAGUGUUCCAGCCUUUUGGGGACCCUUUAAAAUAUAUAAAACUAAUCCAUCACAUAUGACACAAAAAGCACACACAUUCACAUAAUUUCAGCAGUAACAUUUUCUCAAACUUUUGGCACUACUACAUUAAUAUUUUGAAUGAUAGACUAUUUUAGUAAGGUUCUAUUUCUAUAUAAUUUAGCUGGAUAAACGUCUGUUUGUUGUAAUUGCUUUUUAAACAAGAAAAUGAUUUUCUUGUUGAGUCACUCUGCUUUAAUUAAAACCUUUCAUUCAUCAUUUUACAAUUAUGGGGAAAAACACACAUCCAUCUGCCUUAUCACAUGCAUUAAAAAUAAGGAUAGUCUCACUUUAUGUAUUACAGUUAUAUUCAUUCAUUCAACCUUAAGAAAGUUUCUUUAAUUAUUUAGCCCUUUAUGUCAUUGUAUAUAAUCUCACUUGAACAAAUUUUUUAUGCCAUAUAUUUAUGCAUUAGUUUUUUAUGUCAUAGUAACAGUUCUAAUUUGCAUUUAAAUUCUUAAAUUAUAUCAUUAAUCUACAAAAACAAACAAUAAGAAAAAACAAAAA